Messenger RNA from Hippopotamus amphibius kiboko, 1056 nucleotides. Its product is annotated as putative MAGE domain-containing protein MAGEA13P. Gene Ontology annotation, cellular component: nucleus. Gene Ontology annotation, biological process: negative regulation of transcription by RNA polymerase II. The record is from RefSeq and is a predicted model, not a curated record. NCBI's taxonomy places the organism in Eukaryota, Metazoa, Chordata, Mammalia, Artiodactyla, Hippopotamidae. The transcript has a single exon.
AUGUCUCUGGGUUAGAGGAGUGAGCACUGCAAGCUUGAAGAAGGCCUUCAGGCCCCAAAAGGGGCACAGGGCCUAGAAGGUGUGCAGGCUCCCAUGGCUGAGAAGGAAGAAGUCGUCUCCUUCUCCUCCUAAUCCUCCCUCACUCCUUUGAUCACAGGCACCCCAGAAGAGGUGCCUGCCACUGGGGCACUGAGUCCUCUCCAGACUUCUUGGAGAGCUUGCUUCUCACUCACUGGCACCACAGCCACUCCAAUGAGUCAAUCUGAUGAGAAUUCCAGAAGCCAAGAAGAAGAGGGGCCCAGCACCUCCCAGGCUCCACCAGAUCCUGAGUCCUUGCUCAGUGAUGACCUAAACCAGAAGGUGGCUGAAUUGGUGCAGUUCCUGUGUAUCAAAUAUGUAACAAAGGAGCCUACCACAAAGGCAGAAAUGCUGAGGAAUGUCAUCAAAGAGCACAAGGACCACUUCCCUGUGAUCUUCCGCAAAGUCUGUGAGUGCAUGGAGAUUGUCUUUGGCAUUGAAGUGAAGGAAGUGGACCCCACCAGCCACUCCUAUGUGCUUGUCAAAACACUUGACCUCACCUAUGAUGGGAUGCUGAGUGAUGACCAGGGCAUGCCCAAGACCGGCCUGCUGAUACUUAUCCUGGGUAUGAUCUUCAUGGAGGGCAACCGUGCCCCUGAGGAGAAAAUCUGGGGAGUGUUGAAUAUGAUGGGGGUAUAUGCUGGGCAAGAGGAUUUCAUCUAUGCGGAGCCCAGGAAACUCAUCACCAAAGGUUUGGUGAGGGAACAGUACCUGGAGUACCAGCAGGUGCCGGACAGUGAUCCUCCACACUAUGAGUUCCUGUGGGGUCCCAGGGCCUACGCUGAAACCAGCAAGAUGAAAGUCCUGGAGUUUUUCGCCAAGAUCAGUGGGACUGACCCCACUUCCUUCCCAUCCUGGUAUGAGGAAGCUUUGGGAGAUGAGAGAACCCAGGCCGGAGCUGCCACUGGGGAUGAUACUAGUGCCAUGGCCAGUGAAAGUUCCAGUGUCCCGUCCAGCAGCCUCUCCUGCCCUGAGUGA